This is a messenger RNA of Neoarius graeffei (lesser salmon catfish), 10883 nucleotides long. It is a transcript of the gene col4a4, whose product is annotated as collagen, type IV, alpha 4. The transcript has 47 exons. The record is from RefSeq and is a predicted model, not a curated record. Gene Ontology annotation, cellular component: collagen trimer. Bases 1227 to 6200 code for a protein of 1657 amino acids. Gene Ontology annotation, molecular function: extracellular matrix structural constituent. Lineage: Eukaryota; Metazoa; Chordata; Actinopteri; Siluriformes; Ariidae.
AGAAAAACCGAUGGCAUCAUGAAAUACUGAAUCGAUUCCUCAAGACAUCAACCAGAAAGUUUGGGUCUUCCAGCUGGACAGUGAGCCCAAGGCUGGAACAAAAUGGCUUCAAGGCAAGAAAGUGAAAGUGAUGGAUGGAGUGGCAUCACAAAGCUGACCUGAACAGACUGAACUGAAAAUGCACUUCCAGAGUGCACGGAGACGUUUGUAGUCGGAGGAAUCAAAUGAUGUCAUGCUUGUUUACAAAUCACAUAAAGCUCGGUGAAAACGUGAUCACUUGAACCGAACACUCACUGUGCGACUCACCUCGGUGUGCGCGAGCGUCACCAAUCCGAGGAGUGAUAUUCCCAAGAGUGUCGCGCGCAUCUGAGCGGCUCAGGACGUCUAUCCUGCUGCGCGUGACGCCGCUCCAGGGUGAACGCGCUUUCCUCAACCCAAAGAUCAGACCAGAUCAGACCAGACCAGAUCAGAUCAGACCAGACCAGAUCAGACCAGACCAGACCAGAUCAGACCAGACCAGACCAGACCAGACCAGAUCAGACCAGACCAGACCAGACCAGAUCAGACCAGACCAGAUCAGACCAGACCAGACCAGAUCAGACCAGACCAGACCAGAUCAGAUCAGACCGGGCGCGAGCGCAGAGAUGUCCGGAUGAUUACGCGUUACGCGUUACGCGUUGCUCUUGUCGUGCGCGUGUUGCGCGUAUUCCCAAACGCAACCUGCAAAAGUAGAGAAAUACCGAGUAGUGGGAAUGAACAUUAAAACUUCUCCACGGGUUGUUCUGGAUGGAGAAAACGGCUUGCCUUGACACUUUAAGGGGCUGGAGUAGGGGUUGUGUUUCUGUGCUUAGCAACGAGUCUGGACAGGCUGGGACUUCUUCUGCGUCACAGAGUUGAUGGGCGACUCUUUCUCCAAGUGUACUUUUAGGCGACAGGUCCACGCUUGGAGCGCGCGCCUUCGCCUUUCAAUGCGCAUUCAAUCCGGAGGUGAUGUGAAAUCCGCGUGGCGCACAGGAGCACAACUCGGUCAAUUCAGGUUUCCAUGCAGGCUCGAAGACCCCACCCUGAUUUCUCCAACUGUGAAUAUUCUGUUGAUCCUGUACUACCUUUGCCAUCAGGAGCAUCACUCAGAAGGGUCAGAGGUUGAGAUUUGGCUCCACCAGUCAUUGGCUCACAGAGACUGAGGGCAAAUCUCGAACCAGAGCAGGCCUUGAGUGGUGGGUGAGAUGACACGCCCCCACCGGAUCGCCUCACUCUGGUGGCUUUUACUGAUACACGCAUACAGACAGGGCAUUCAAAUGGUGGAGUGCUCUGAGGACUGUGGCCAGCGCAACAUCAGUUUAUGCCCAUGCGUUCCACUAAAAGGUUCCAGGGGACCUUCUGGUGCUGUGGGGGAAGACGGUAGAAAGGGGAAUGUAGGUCAACCAGGACCUCGGGGGCUAUUUGGACCAAAAGGACACCGAGGUUCUGAAGGAAAUCCUGGAGCUCCUGGACCAAAAGGAGAUGUCGGCACGAAUGGAGUAAAUGGAAAUCCUGGAUUUAAUGGAACACAUGGUGAGCCUGGACCUGUUGGCCUUCCCGGUCUUCCAGGAAUUGAUGGCUGUAAAGGGCUCCGAGGAGAUCCAGGAAUCAGUGGCCGUCGUGGACUAAGUGGUGGACCCGGACCACAAGGUUGUCAAGGACCAAAGGGACCCAAAGGAGAUUGUGCAUACAAGCACAUCAUGAAUCCUGGUCUACGUGGAUGUGAUGGACCUCCUGGUGAUCCUGGACCUCAAGGAGCUCCUGGACCUUGUGGCCCACAAGGUGCACAGGGGAAGCCUGGAGGACCUGGUUUACUGGGUAAAAAUGGUGUUCCAGGUGUACGAGGUCCUCCAGGAGACCCAGGAAAGCCCAUUCCUGGUCCAAGUGGAGAUGAGGGAGAUCCAGGGCCAGAAGGCCCACCAGGCCCCUUUGAACUAGUUGAGACACCAGAAGAAUAUAAAGGAGCCAAGGGGGAAAAAGGACCUGAUGGAGACUGUGGACUCCCUGGAUCAAAUGGAACUGACAGCCCUAAGGGGGAAACAGGAGAGAAAGGCGUCGCAGGUUGUCCAGGUGCUACAGGAGAUUGUGGCUCUCCUGGGCAUUCUGGCAGACAAGGAAUUCAGGGUAAACGAGGAAACCCUGGACUCCCUGGUGAACAUGGUUGCCCAGGACAAAAGGGAAUCUCAGGUGAUCCUGGUCCACAAGGAAAAAUAACAUAUUACUCUUGUCCAGCAGGUUGUGUCGGUGAGAAAGGAUCACCUGGGGCCCCUGGUAUCAAAGGAGACAUGGGAUUGAUAGGCCUGCCAGGCCCUCCUGGUCCACCAGGAGAAUCUAUGCCUGGCCCCCCAGGCUGGCCAGGGACAAUAGGUUCACGAGGCUUUCAAGGUGAUAAAGGAGAACCAGGAAAGAGAUCCACUGAAAAGACCCCAGGGGAACCUGGGAAACCAGGGCCCCAAGGGCCAAAAGGGAUUCAAGGGGCUCCCGGCCCCCAUGGAUCCUACUGCGUUCCUGGCCAAAGAGGAGUUCCUGGUUUUGAAGGAGAUAAAGGUCUACGCGGUCCAACAGGCAUUCAGGGGAGGAAAGGUGACAAUGGUGAUUGUGCUUGUGAGACCAGUCCUAAAAUUAUUGGCUCUCAGGGUUUGCAAGGUGAAUCAGGAGAACCUGGUGCUCCAGGACUGCAGGGGUUUCCCGGUCCACAAGGUGAACAUGGCCCUGAUGGAGAUCCUGGGCUACAAGGAGAAUCAGGUUUUCCAGGUUUUCCAGGUUACAGGGGGAUGAAAGGGGAAAAAGGAAACCUGUUUCUGAUGAAGAUCAAGGGUGAAAAGGGACAGCCCGGGACAACAGGGACUUGUGGUUCUCCAGGAGUCAGUGGCAAGAGAGGGGAUUCAGGGCAGCCUGGGCCUGCAGGUGAUUGUGGUUCAGAGGGUGACAGUUUAAAAGGUUUUCCUGGUGAUAGAGGUUGCCCAGGAGACAUAGGCUUCAAAGGUGAAAGAGGUCCCUGUGGACCACAAGGCCUAGGUAUUCCUGGGCCAGUAGGUUGUCGAGGACAAGAAGGUGACCAGGGACCUCCAGGAUUGAGAGGAACUGUUGGGCGUAAAGGAAACAAAGGUGAUACACAGCCCUGUAUACCUGGCAGUCCUGGAGUCCGUGGACCAAAGGGAGAGCAUGGUGACCAAGGAUGUUUAGGAGAGCAGGGCAAUCCAGGGCCUUCUGGGGAUGAUGGAGUUAACGGGCCAAAGGGAGAGAAAGGAAACAUUGGAAGUCCUGGUCCUUGUGGCCCUACAGGGUUAUGUGGAUUUGAGGGGGAUCCAGGAGACAUUGGACUAGAUGGCCAGAGUUUGCAAGGAGAACCAGGGAUAUGUGGUAAUCCUGGACCCACUGGGUUAAAAGGAUGCAUUGGAGACUCAUUGGUAGGAUAUCAAGGGCCAUUGGGCCCAAUUGGGUUCAAUGGCUGUUCAGGAGCUAAAGGAGUCCCUGGAGCCCCAGGGUCACUUGGUCAAGAAGGCUCUCCUGGUGUACCUGGAUCCCGAGGUAGGAAAGGAGCUCCAGGCGGAAAUGGUCAGCCUGGAAGAAAAGGGUCCAUUGGCCCAUAUCCAGUCCAGUGUGACAGUGGAACAAUAGGUGACCCAGGACUGCCAGGAGACCCAGGCUGUAGUGGAAAUCCAGGUGAACGUGGUGAGAAGGGAUGUGCUGGACCCCCUGGCCUUCCUGGAAGGGGACUGAAAGGUGAAACUGGGAGACCAGGUCUACCUGGUGUUCGGGGGUACUGUGGUCCUCAGGGAUGCCCAGGAUCAGAUGGAGAAUCUGGUGGUCCUGGUACUAAUGGUGUGAAAGGUUCUCCUGGACAACCCGGAAGGGAUGGCUUACCUGGUGGUGUUGGUGAGUGUGGACAUCAAGGACCACCUGGGAUAAAAGGAGAGAAAGGCUUUGAUGGGAGGCAAGGUUGUCUGGGGCACGAUGGAGAGAAAGGAGAAAAAGGUCCCUGUGGAAUUCCUGGGAUGCCAGGAGAGGUUCAUGUGAAUGCUGAAAAAGGGAAGAACGGGACACCUGGAAUGCCUGGGCCAUGCGGUUUUCCUGGUCCCCGAGGUGAUAAAGGUGUGAAAGGGGAAUGCGGUGCAGAUGGGAUUCCAGGGUAUCCUGGACCUCCAGGUUGUGAGAGUGGCCCUCCAGGGCCACAAGGUCCCUGUGGAAAGCCAGGUGAACCUGGACCCAAGGGCUCACCAGGGUUGAAAGGCUAUUGCGGAUUUCCUGGAGUACCUGGAGAGCCAGGUGACCCAGGGUUGAGUGGAUCGCCAGGAACCCCAGGUUUCUGUGGAUAUAAUGGGCAGAAAGGAGAAAGAGGAGAUUCUAUAGGUACACCAGGACCUCCAGGUCUGAGAGGCCCAUGUGGACAAAAUGGCUGCCCAGGUCCUGUAGGAGAUCAGGGAGAUUCAGGAGACGCAGGUCCACCUGGUCAGUGUGGACUGCCUGGCAAACCCGGUCCUGUUGGAAAUCGGGGACAUUGUGGACCUCAAGGUGUUAUUGGUCCCCCGGGUCCCAGAGGAAAAUGUGGCGCCGAGGGUCCUCCAGGGCCUCCUGGACCUCCUGGACUUGAUGGACCAUCAUGCCCCUGUGGCCCACCAGGUUCUCCAGGGCCACCAGGACUACAUGGAUUGAAUGGAGUAAAUGGUGUGAAGGGUGACCCAGGGACAAACGGACAAGGUGUACCUGGGGACAGGGGGCCUAAGGGGCAGACAGGUAAAAAGGGUUGUACAGGAGACCCUGGGCCACAGGGUCCUAUCCAGCAAGGGGUCAAAGGCUUCCAGGGCCCGCCUGGAUUGCCAGGUGAUGCUGGUUGUCCUGGUCCUUGUGGUCCUUGUGGCAGUCCCUGUAAGAACCCUCAACAAGGACAGUGUGGUGAAAUGGGAUUUACGGGCUGCGAUGGCACACCAGGACCUAGGGGACCCAUGGGACCAGCUGGCCUGGCAAUACCUGUGCAAGGGGAUCAGGGGUACCCAGGUUCACCAGGUCUUCAGGGAUGUAAAGGAAGAAAAGGUGCUUGUGGUCCCUGUGGCCAGGAUGGGGUUUCAGGCCCCCAAGGACAGAAAGGUGAGAAAGGUGAUGCAGGGUGUGCUGGAGUUCCUGGAGUUCCUGGCAUACCAGGAGCAAACGGCAACACCGGGAUCAAGGGGCUGAAAGGACCAAAAGGAGAUGAAGGUUUUUUUGGAAGACCAGGGGAUGUUAUUUAUAUCGAUUCCAACAAACCAGUUCCAGGUCCACAUGGGCUUCCUGGUCCUCCCGGUGAACUUGGAUUUCCAGGAUCUAUAGGAGUUCAGGGCAAUGAGGGGCCAAAAGGUUCAAAAGGCGAAGUGGGAGAUCCAGGGUUGGAUGGUCAACCUGGACCACCUGGCCUUAUCGGACUUUCUGGAGACCAAGGACAGAAGGGUGCCAGAGGUUCACCAGGCGUGCCAGGCCAACAAGGACCUCCAGGAGAUCAAGGUCCUCCUGGCCCCUCUGAGAGGUUCAACUCUGGCUUCCUAUUGGUCAUUCACAGCCAAUCAACAGAGAUACCCAAGUGUCCUCAAAAUACGUCCAAACUGUGGGAGGGAUAUAGCUUACUAUAUCUGGAGGGGCAAGAAAGAGCACACACGCAGGACCUAGGAUCGGGAGGUUCAUGUAUGCGUAUCUUCAGUACUAUGCCCUUUGCAAACUGCAACCAGCGUGCUUGCCAGUAUGCCACCCGCAAUGAAAAAUCCUAUUGGCUUUCCACCGCUGCUGUAUUACCUACCACGCCCGUGUCUGGGUUGAAUAUCCAGCGAUACAUCAGCAGGUGUGUGGUGUGUGAGGCUCCAUCAGCAGCCACUGCCAUUCACGCCCAGGACAGAGUUCAUCCCAGCUGCCCAAGGGAUUGGUUGACACUCUGGACUGGAUAUUCUUUCAUCAUGUACACUGGGUCAGGAGAUGAAGGAGGCGGUCAGUCUCUCAUAUCGUCAGGAAGCUGCCUGCAGAAUUUCCUCACGCAUCCAUUUGUGGAGUGCCAGGGUAGACAAGGCACAUGCCACUACUUCACCAACCUCUACAACUUCUGGCUCACACACGUGCCUGAGGAAUUCAGCUACAGACCGAAAAUAGAGAUCCUAAAAGGAGAAGCUGAGCAGCUUGAUCACGUUGGCCGAUGCACUGUCUGCUUGAGGUCGUGAGACCAGUCCAGGUUGUCACGCUGCAUCCUGAAAUGUUCUCACAUCCUCCUUUGGGAUGCUUCAGAGGAUGUGAGUCAAGUGGAGUCAUAACUCAUUGAGGGGGGAGAACUGAACAGUUUGUGAUUUCACACUGAAGAACAAUUGUGAACUGUGAACAACUUUGUACCACACUUUUCCUCUCUGGAGUUAAUACUUGAGAGUUCGAGCAGUGUUUGAUAUCUCGUGAUUCUGAUCGCCUUGUCUCAAAAUAUUGGUUGUUCUUUAAAAGAAAUCAAUAGUUGUCAGGUCCGUCAGCACUGGCAUUUUCAAUUCUACAAAAGUUCAAUAUCAAAACACAAUUUAAAAACUCCCUUCACCAUACUUUACAUCUGUGCAGCCAAACUAGACACACAGUGCUUUGCAUAAGUAUUUAACCCCGUUCUUUACUACUUUUGUUGUAUUACAGCCUGGAACUGAAAUGGACUUUAUUGGGAUUUUUACAGAUUGGCUCUCCAUUAUACCUUUAUUUUUUUUGUUGGUGCAAAAACAUUUAUAUCAUCACCAAGCAAACAAAAAUUAGACGUGUUCUGUUUAUGCCUGUGAGACGAUACUUGGUAGCAUCACCUUUGGCUACAAUUACAGCUGAAAGGAUUGCAUCUCAAUCUGGUUCCUGAUAAUUUUCACUGUUCUUCUCGACAAAACUGCCAAACCUUUUGUCAGAUUGGAUGGAGACAAUUAUUGAAGAGCAAUUCUCAAGUUUUUGCCACAGAUUUGUAAUAGGAUUGAGGUGUGAGGCAUUCUAAGAUAUUCAGGUUCAUGGUUUUGAACCACUCCAGCAUAACUUUGGCAGUACAUAUGGGAUUGUCUUAUUAGAAGGUGAACCUCCACUCCCAGCUAAAGUCACUUGCACAUUGGAACAGAGUUUCUUCUCGGACUGCCUUGUAUUUGGCUCUAUCCAUCUAUCUUGGCCUUCACCUUGACCUGUUUCCCAGUCCCUGCUCAUGAAAGGCAUCUCCACAACAUAGUACUACCACCACCAUGCUUCACUAUAUGGAUAGUGUUCUCAGGCUGAUGAGCAUUACAGGGUUUCUGCCAAAUCUAACACUUUAUACCAAGGAAAAGGAUUUCAAUUUUGAUUACAUAAGAGCAGAGAAGCUUUUUGCACAUUCACUCACUACGUUUACAUGCACAUAGAGAGAAUCGAAUUUCUGCCGUUGCUCGAGUGAAAUCGAAGUUCAAAAUGCCAUGUAUACACCUUAAUUCGGCUGAAAUUGAACCGAACUUGAUUUCUCGGAAUCGAGCUACACGACCUAGAUUAUGCGAUUUCUGCCGAGCUACUUUGUGCAUGUAUACCCUAUCGAGCUAGUUGUCGAGCUACUUCCGGAAGUGACGAGUGACGAGACCACAAGCGGGAAACACAACAGCCUCGGUCGGCAUGACAACAGUAGUAGCGAGCAGCAGAAGAGGUCAGGAGGAACAAACGAAGAGGAGAAAAUGGCGAUGUAGAGCUCUCUGAAGUGUGGGUGGAGCACAGAGGACGGCAGGACAAAGCUUCUGGUACUAAUAGGUUUUUUAUUGUCAGACUUUUCAGUUUAACAGCCUACUUUUAUUCUUGAGAGAAACACACACACACACACACACACACACACACACGCGCGUGCGCUGUGUUCUAGUCCCGGGAUGAGCUCUCCCCUCUGCCUCCUUAAAUAGGGCGCGGUUACUGGGAAGACACACAAACACAGGUUAAUUACCGUCAGGUGAAGUGAUUCUGCCACUCACCUUCCCUGGCUCCGCCCUCCUGUCACAGACCGGUGCUUGACCACGCCCCCGCUGCCACAGGCAAGCAGAAACGUGCACUUCUGGAGCAAUGAGGAGACAGAGUUCAUGCUCAUUCAGCUUAAGGAGUUGAAUAUAUUAAAAUUCAUGGACGGGAGAAAAACGCGCAAUGGAGAACACGGAACUGAUAACUUUGUUUACACUCUUGAAUAGCUCUUCUUCAUGACGACAACCGGAAGUGUACCAACACGAUGGGGCGUGUUGCGCCACCUGUGGCUCGGGUGCACAAUGCACCUCACACAAUAGCCCGAUUUCAUUGUGUGCAUGUAGGAUUGGAUUUCUCUGGCACCCUGCUGGGACCUUCAGCUCGAUUACCGACAGCAGCUCGAUUUGGAUGUGCAUGUAAACGUAGUCAUUGAGGCUCCAGUCUGUCUUUUGGGAAACUUCAAACAGGGUGUAAAUACUGAUGCAAAGCACCUUAGGAUUUUACUAGAGCGACUGCUACAAUUAUCGACACCUUAACGAUCUUCUGGCCGUUGCAAAAGUAGAAAAGGUUUUCAAUACGUAAAUUGUGCAUGGAUAAUUACUCAAACUUCCACUGGGAAAAAAAAAAAAGUUGAUUCACGAUUACUUAGUGCAUCAGAUCACGUGACACCGUUCUACAAUUAUCGACAUCCGGAUGAUUAUUUAUUUAAAAAAAUAAUAAAUCGGUAUGUGGUAUUAAGUUAACAAAACAGUUUUUAUUUAAAUGUGUUUUCCAUACUUAUAUUUAGGGCAAAAUAUUUUAUAUAAAUAUAUGGAUGUCGGUGUUUACGUAAAUGAGGAAGUAAUUCUGUUUGUAAGCAAAUGAACUGAUCAUGUUUAACCUGCGUCAGAAAAUCUUUUUGUUCCACUUUCUAAGGAUUUUCUUAGAUCACAUUUUGUUAAUCAUUCAUUGUUGUUUAUAUUAAUUUCUAGUUUUGUAGUUUACUACUAAAUGUCAACAGGGAUAUUGUAUUGUAACCACAUGAAAAUACAGGUCAAAGGUCAAUUUUUUUAAUUGAAAUUUUGAAUUUACAUCAAAAAAUAUAAAAUGUCUCCUGAUAUUGUAAUAUGUGGUGGAUAUUUACAACAAACUGCAAAAAAAAUUUUCUGAAUGGAAUAGAGAAAUCUGAAUAUUUCAAGCAUGUAAUGUUUUAUAUGCUCGGAAUUUAAUUCUGGUCUAAUUCUAUUUAUUGCAGUCGGAUUCCAAAUACUCUAUAAACAUUCCAUUCUGUUAUGAAUCAGAAAAAAAUUAUUAUAAAAUCACAGCACUUUUAUUUUUUUUAAAGUACUUCAUCUACUUCAGCAAUGUUACACAAAGAUCGAUCCAUAACAGUUGUAAAUGCCACUUAAUUCCACAGCGUGUCGAUAAUGGUGGACACCGGUGAAAGUGAUCACUAUUAUCAACACCUCACGUGACUUCUCAAACACGCGUUUAGAUACAAAAUUGCGACUGUCAAAUGAAAGAGUAAAAAACAAAAUAGUUUCGAUGAGAUCAUGAAAUAUUGGUGAAUUUGAUCAGUAAAAACAUGUCCAUGGUCUUUCCACCAUGCUUACCUGCGAUGAUGACGUCCGGGUUUUCCAAAAAAUUGCUGAUCGUGCUAAAAAAAUUCCAUCUCCGGUAACGAGCAGUGUCCUCAGACGUCAAGAUCAAAGGGUGAGGAGGGUCUUCCGGUUGAUUAAUUAACCAAUAAUAACUGUUGGAACUAAACUCAGCUUUGUAAAAUUGUUUAUUGGUAAAUCCGAAAAGGUGUCGAUAAUUAUGGACUGUCGAUAAUUGUAGCCGCCGCUCUAGUAAUUCUUACAAACAAGAAUAGAAAACUAUCAGAUUCUUUAGAGAUUAAAGUUAUUGUAAAUGCUGGAUGGAGGGAAAGCAUUGAUUAAAAAGGUGUGCCACUGUCACUAUGGGUUCAGUCACAUGGCUUCACCACUGGGAAAAAAAAAAAUAUGGUGCUAAAUGUCUUGAAAGUAGCAUUUCUACUUCUUUUUCUUCUUCAUUAUUGACUUUAUUUUCUCUUACCUUUUACCUGUGACUUCCAGAGAAUCUCUUAGCCAGAUAUGUGUAAUGUUAUCCAUGUGCAUCACUACUGUUUAUCCUCUCCUGGACCUCAGUGUGCUGCAAAUAUUCAUCAUUCAUGGUUGCAUUUAAUGGCACAUUUCAAUAUUUGCACUUUAUUGAAUUGGUUAAUGUGUUUAGAUGCUCAUAUGCUUCAUCUUGUCUUUUUUUUGGGGGGGGGAGGAAUGAAAUCUACAAGGACCAGCCGUGGAUAGUUGUUAAAGAAUCUUCCCUAAAGUAGUUUAAUUUUGUGGUGCUAUUACUAAUCAAUACCAGAAUUAAACCAAACUAACUCCUUCAGUGUUCUUCGCCAUAUCACAUGACAUUUUACAGUGAUCAUGGAUAUGGGAACUUGGACGCAUUUUAAAUAUAUAUCUAUUCUACUGUAUGUAAAUACACUGUUGAAAGAAUCAGUAUUUAUUUAGGAGGAGGUUAUUUUGUAUGGAAGCCCCGAACCGGAAGACGUAGGGGAAUUUUUAUGUUUGGUCAUAAUUUUUGAUGCAGUAACUCAUUUUUCAGCUUUGCGUUAUCUUAUGAUGAUGGAUCUCAUUCUUUCGACACUGCACAAUCUGAUAACGCCACUAUGACCAUUAUGGAACUUAAGGAAUUUAAAUAAUUUGUUGCAGAAAAACAAGAAAUGAAUUCAACAUAUGAUAUACACCAUGUUCAAAAAAAGUUUGUGGACAUGCAGCCAUCAUACCCAUGCACCCCAAACUGUUAAGCACACAACUGUAUAAGAUGUCUUUGUCUGCUGGAGCAUUAGAAUUUACCUUGGAUAAAUUUGAAGCGGUCUCUCAUUCUUUUUUACCAAAUCAGAAAAUAUUGUGGAAUAAACUCUCGCUCUGAUUGAA